CUAAGAAUCAUCCUCGUGAUGACACGUGGCUUCAAAACAUGUUGUAAUGCUCCAGGAUUAAUAUAUAGGGGAUUUAUUAGGCUAAAAGUUGGUUAAUAAUUAUUCAUUUCAAUAGUAGCUAUACAUACAAACCCAAAAUAGACCCAACAAAAUGUCUCUCGUUUUUCUUCAGCUCUUUAGUCUUUUAGACUUGAUGAUGAGGAAUUCAGCUACUAUUUCAUACAUUAACUGUUUCAUGUGAUAUGUCAUCCAUAUCUUUAUAUAUAAAGUACAGCUUCCUUCUCUCUUAGGGGGUCCACGUCGCCAUCAACGUCAUCAAUUCGGUCGACGUCCUGAAGACAUGUGCCCAGUUAAACGAACGAUCCGUUUCAUUUAUUCAAGUUUGUUAUUCGCAUGGGCUUUUGCUUAUUCACGGUAUUUGUGUUAGGCUUUGCGUACAUUGAAGAUAGUUAUUUUCGUUUGUGCUUUUGUGCAUAUUUGGUAAGCGUAAGUCAAUAAACGCAUCGUUUUGUAUUUUGAGUUGAACACUUUCUUUCUUCGCCGUUGCAAUAUCGGGUCACACCCUAGGGUUUCGAUUCAGUUGCUUCAUCUUCUUCAUUCCGAUCCACAAAUCUACCAGUUAAACGGAUUCAUCAUCUUAAAGUUCUCUUUAAAUCCAUCAUCCACGAUUUACAUUCAAUGUUAGCUUCUCUCUUACAAGGUGGUGGAGUUUCAAGUAUAAAAAGAUGUUCUGAUUUUACAUAUCAUGCUCAUUGUUUUGAUAACCACACCACCGGAAAACUACUACAAAUACAAUUUUAAUCUUCUGACAGUCGUGAUCUCCCUUGAUCUACGGGUGUCUAUUUACAUGCCUCCCUAUAAUCCCCCGUUACCAAAAUUAAAUCUCGCAUUUGUUUCAUUUCGGGAGCAUUAGAAGAAGAAGAAAUCUCACUAGAUGAGAAUCUUGAGUUUUGUGUGUUUCCAGGGUUCAAGAGAUUUGUGUAUUGAGUGAAAAAAAAAGACAAGUUUUCUGCUCUGUAUUUUUGGAAAUUUAGUAAAUAACAUCAUCGCCAUCAAUGGAGAACGGAGGCUCCACCUCCUCCUCCUCGGGAUCAUCAUCAUCCUCCCUUCAAGUCUCUAUGCAAGAAUUCAAACUCUUUGAGACUCAAUCGAAUUUAUAUAUGAUUGGUUAGAAUGGUAAUGGAGUGUAUAGAGUACUAAAGAUAGACCGUCUUGAUGCGUCUGAGCUUAAUCUCAGUGAGGAUUCCACUGCCUAUACCAAAAAAGAAUGCUACGAGAUUCUUAAACGGAUACACGAAGGCAACAAGGCCACAGGCGGCCUCAAACUGGUCACUCUCUGUCAUGGCAUCAUUGGUAUUGUGUCGGUUAUGUUCACUGAAAUGUACAUUGUUUUUUACUUUUACAGCGUGUUCUCACAAUUUUGAUUUUUUUGUGCUCCCCAUUUAUGUGGUCUCAGGGUUCAUUAAGUUUUUGGGACCAUACUACAUGCUGGUUAUUACCGAGAGAAGAGAGAUAUGCGAAAUUUGUGGUGACAGGGUCCAUGAAGUUUCCAAGAGUGAGAUCAUUUCUUUGCGUAAUCCUAGCGUGCUUUCCAACAUUGCAAAUUCAAGAGACGAGAACAAGUACAAGAAGCUCCUGUGUAUGGUGGACCUUACAAAGGACUUCUUUUUCAGCUAUUAUUUCAAUAUAAUGCGUAGUUUCCAGAAGAAUAUAUGCAACCACGAGAGUGGUGCUACUCUCUGUAAGAAAAUGUUUGUGUGGAACGAGUUCUUGACAUGGGGAAUUCGACAUCUUCGGAAUACCGUCUGGACUGUAGCAUUGGUGUAUGCUUUCUUUAAGCAGGUACGAAUCAGAUAUAUUUUCUGCUCCUCACUGUCAAAGAGAAAAACGUUUUCCCGAAUUCCCUUUUUUUUGGUCACAGCAGUAGUUUUAUUAUUUGUGCACCAUUUUCUUUGGGAUCAUUAUAUUGCUUCUCUAUAUCAUGUUUUGUCUUGCACCAAAAGGUCUGCAAAAGAAGUACUAUUGAUUUUUUAUAGCUACACUACAAGAAAACAGCGACAUACUGAGGGAAAAAAUCGUCGGCAUGUCGUCGGAGUAACGUUAUUCCGACGACAUACCGACGAAACAAGUCCUCGGAAAUAACUCCUCGGAAAUUUCAUUUUCCUCGGAAAUCCCUCGGAAUUUUCCGACGGAAUUCCGAGGAAACAAAUUUCCGAGGAAAUUCCGAGGACCACCAGUUCGUCGGAAAGCUCCUCGGAAUAUACCGAGAGAGAACGUCCUCGGAAUUUACCUCAGAAGUUCCGGCGAAAUGUUCCUCGGAAAAUUCCGCGGAAAUGAACCCUCGGAAAAUUCCGAGGAACAAGAGUCCCUCGGUAUAUUCCGAGGAACAUGUCCCUCGGUAUAUUCCGAGGGUUCAUUUCUUCGGAAUUUGAACCCUCGGAAAAUUCCGAGGAACUAGUCCCUCGGUAUAUUCCGAGGGUUCAUUUCCUCGGAAUUUAAAAAAAAAUU
Messenger RNA from Brassica napus (rape), 2508 nucleotides. RefSeq lists its product as uncharacterized. The transcript has 5 exons. Gene Ontology annotation, biological process: phosphatidylinositol dephosphorylation. Gene Ontology annotation, molecular function: phosphatidylinositol-3,5-bisphosphate 5-phosphatase activity. NCBI's taxonomy places the organism in Eukaryota, Viridiplantae, Streptophyta, Magnoliopsida, Brassicales, Brassicaceae. Gene Ontology annotation, cellular component: intracellular membrane-bounded organelle. The coding region runs from base 1216 to 2142 and encodes 308 amino acids. The record is from RefSeq and is a predicted model, not a curated record.